UACGGUCUUCUCUUCAUCGUCGGUCUUGGUCUCUGUCGUUUGUCGUUGUCUAUAUUUUGAUUAGUUCGCGAUCUUCAAUCUCUCUCUCUCUGGUCGAUCUUUUGUUCGAAUCUACUACGAUCGGAGAUUCUAAGUUGGUGGUGGGGAUCGCAGCUAUGUCGUACUCAGAUUCCGAUUCGUCGUCGUCUCAGGCUGGCGAAUACAAAAACUUCCGCCAGCUUACACGUGAACGACUCUUGUAUGAGAUGCUUAGAUCUACCAAGACUGGGAGCUCAAAAUCCACCUGGAAGGUACUAAUCAUGGACAAACUCACUGUCAAGAUCAUGUCCUACGCCUGCAAAAUGGCUGAUAUCACGGACGAAGGAGUUUCAUUGGUUGAAGACAUUUUUAGACGAAGACAACCUCUACCUUCACUGGACGCCAUUUACUUCAUCCAGCCAACUAAAGAGAACGUCAUCAUGUUCUUGUCAGACAUGUCUGGGAAAUCACCACUGUACAAAAAGGCAUUUGUCUUCUUCAGUUCACCGGUUUCUAAGGAGCUGGUUGGUCACAUCAAGAAAGAUUCGAGUGUAUUGCCCCGGAUUGCAGCAUUAAGAGAGAUGAACUUGGAAUUUUUCGCCAUUGAUAGCCAGGGUUUCAUCACCGACCAUGAGAGAGCUUUAGAGGAUCUUUUCGGUGACGAGGAAACUUCUAGAAAAGGCGAUGCGUGCUUAAAUGUGAUGGCCUCUCGAAUUGCCACAGUCUUUGCUUCACUACGGGAGUUUCCAACAGUACGAUACCGAGCUGCAAAGUCACUUGACGCAUCGACGAUGACAACUUUGCGCGAUUUAAUUCCCACGAAACUUGCAGCUGGAAUCUGGAAUUGUCUGGCAAAGCAUAAACAGUCGAUUGAAAAUUUCCCACAGACUGAAACGUGUGAGCUGCUCAUCCUCGACAGAUCCGUAGACCAGAUUGCUCCUAUUAUACAUGAGUGGACUUAUGAUGCUAUGUGCCAUGAUUUACUGAACAUGGAAGGGAACAAAUAUGUGCAUGUGAUCCCAACCAAUUCAGGCGGAGAACCAGAGACGAAAGAUGUGCUCUUGGAGGAACAUGAUCCUAUUUGGCUAGAGCUUCGACAUGCACAUAUAGCAGAUGCUAGUGAAAGAUUGCAUGACAAGAUGACCAAUUUCUUAUCGAAAAACAAAGCUGCUCAGCUUCAGCAUGGUAAGAGAGAUGGUGCUGAGCUUUCUACGAGAGAUUUGCAGAAGAUGGUUCAAGCAUUGCCACAAUACAGUGAACAAAUAGACAAGCUAUCUCUCCAUGUAGAGAUUGCUAGGAAAAUCAACGACCUUAUCAGAGAGCAGGGACUUAGGGAGCUUGGACAACUUGAACAAGACCUUGUUUUUGGUGAUGCUGGGAUGAAGGAUGUGAUCAAAUAUUUGAGUACUCAAGAGGAGGCAAGUCGUGAAGGCAAGUUACGCCUGUUGAUGAUCCUCGCAACCAUUUACCCUCAAAAGUUUGAAGGUGAAAAGGGUCAAAAUCUAAUGAAGCUGGCACAACUCUCAUCUGAUGACAUGAGCGCUGUAAAUAAUAUGAGAUUACUUGGUCCAGCCGUCGAUGCUAAAAAGAAUGCACCGGGAGGUUUCACCUUGAAGUUUGAUCUUCACAAGAAGAAACGAGGUGUCAGGAAAGAGCGUGAAGAGGAAGCAGCAUGGCAGUUAUCUCGAUUCUACCCCAUGAUUGAGGAACUGAUCGAGAAACUUAGCAAAGGAGAGUUGCCAAAAGAGGACUACCCAUGUAUGAACGACCCAAGCCCAAGUUUCCACGGAUCAACGUCACAUUCUUCAUCAGCUAGUAGUAGUAGUCAAGGUCAAGCUGCUCAGUCCAUGAGAUCAAGACGCACACCAACAUGGGCUAAACCAAGAGGUUCAGAUGAUGGAUAUUCAAGUGAUUCGGUGUUGAGACAUUCGUCUAGUGACUUCAAGAAGAUGGGACAGCGAAUAUUUGUGUUUAUCGUUGGUGGAGCAACAAGAUCAGAGUUAAAAGUGUGUCACAAACUAACCACGAAACUCAAAAGAGAAGUAAUCCUCGGGUCUACAAGCCUUGACGAUCCUCCACAGUUCAUAACGAAACUGAAGCUUCUGACUGCAAACGAGUUAUCAAUAGACGAUCUUCAAAUAUGAGAAUAGAAUCUCAAGUCAAAUCUUAGUCUUUGUUCUCUGGUCUCCCAAUCAAAUGUGUAACCAACCAUGUUAAAAGACAUGAAAGAAACGGAUAAAAGUGAUCAGAUUAUGAGAUCAUCGACUCUUAAGUUUACACUUAUUGUUUGGCGUCUAUAAAUGUAAAGCAGCUCAUGAAGUUGACUUCUAGAUCUUUGGCUAUUUGUCCUGUUAAA
Messenger RNA from Brassica oleracea var. oleracea, 2374 nucleotides. Its product is annotated as SNARE-interacting protein KEULE-like. The record is from RefSeq and is a predicted model, not a curated record. Gene Ontology annotation, cellular component: secretory granule; plasma membrane. The coding region runs from base 156 to 2162 and encodes 668 amino acids. The transcript has 21 exons. Gene Ontology annotation, biological process: intracellular protein transport; vesicle-mediated transport. NCBI's taxonomy places the organism in Eukaryota, Viridiplantae, Streptophyta, Magnoliopsida, Brassicales, Brassicaceae. Gene Ontology annotation, molecular function: syntaxin binding.